Messenger RNA from Scophthalmus maximus (turbot), 5003 nucleotides. Its product is annotated as protocadherin-17-like. Gene Ontology annotation, cellular component: plasma membrane. Gene Ontology annotation, molecular function: calcium ion binding. The coding region runs from base 1041 to 4316 and encodes 1091 amino acids. The record is from RefSeq and is a predicted model, not a curated record. Gene Ontology annotation, biological process: homophilic cell-cell adhesion. The transcript has 5 exons. Lineage: Eukaryota; Metazoa; Chordata; Actinopteri; Pleuronectiformes; Scophthalmidae.
GCUGAUGCUGCUGCUGAUGCUGAUGCUGCUGCUGAUGCUGAUGCUGCUGUGCUCCGCGCGCGCACAUCAGUAAAUGAAUCACGUAGCACUAGAACAGCCCUUCUUCAUGCGAUCUUGCCGGAGAGACCUAUCGGAGAACCCCCCCCCCCCCUCACGGCGAGAUAGAUCUGUCACCGGUCACUCAUUUGCUGGAGGACGAUCAGAAAACUAUGUUCAAUGCACCGAGCGAUGCGCCGGAGUCGGUUGUAACGGCGCCGGGAGGAUUCCGCUCGGGUCUCAGGGAGCAGGCGGCGGGUUGCAACAGUUGACGCGGAGAGAGAGAGAGAGAGAGGGAGAGAGAGAGAGAGGGGGAGAAACUGAGCGCAGGAGGAAAAGCGAUUCAUUUUGAUCAGCUCAGAUCUUCCUCGCACCCCUGGUCUUUUUUUUUUUUCUUUCUCUUUUCCCCGAGACCUCCCCCCCCUCCGCCUCCCUCCUCCCUCCUCCCGAUCGCAGGGGCAGUGGCAGACGAGCAAUUGUCCGAAUGCAGGAUGUAAGAGCACCGGUUCCAAUUGGACUGGAUUAUGGGAUUAUCAUUGGACUGAUCAUAGGACAAACCGUCGGGCCAAAGAAGUCGCCGCCGUGCCACGGAUGCUCUCGAGUGACGGGGACGCAGGAGGUUGGACGCGAGUAGCUGCUUCUCUCCCACUUUGUGGCACGGCAACGAGCCCAUAUGCAACAGUGUGCCGCACCGGAGGAGGAAAGUGAAUGCAUUGUGAACGAAAGAGUUCGUCGUGGCAUGUGGAAGAUGAUCAUAUAGCCGCUGAGGAGGAGACGACGGCGCACGGAUCGAUCGGCGUCCCGGCCACGCGUGCGGGGGUUUGGGCUCAGUCUCCCUGGUCUGCGCAGUAAUCAACAGGUUGAAAGUCAACGAGGAUUCUUCCUCUUCUUCUUCUUCUUCUUCUUCUUCUCCUCCUUGUCCUUCUUCUUCCUCUUCUUCCUCUUCUCCUCCUUCACCUUCUUCUUCCUCUCCGCCUGCCGGCACCGCGCGUCCAGCUGAAGGGAUGCGUCUCUCUGUGCCCAUCUUCCUUCUGCUGUGGGUUGAAGCCCUGACAUUGAAAAACCUCAAUUACUCCGUCCCGGAGGAGCAAGGACCGGGCACCGUCAUCGGCAACAUAGCCAAAGACGCCGGGUACGGGGCCAUGGAGAGGGGGAAGAAAUCCAACUUCAGGGUGCUGGAGAAUUCCGCACCACACCUGGUGGACGUGGACCCGGAGAGUGGACUGAUCUUCACCAAACAAAGGAUCGACAGGGAGACGCUGUGCCGGCGGAACCCCAAGUGCCAGCUCUCCAUGGAGGUGUUCGCCAACGACAAGGAGAUAUGCAUGAUCAAGAUUGACAUCCAGGACAUCAACGACAACUCGCCCGGCUUCCCCUCGGAUCACGUGAACAUUGACAUCUCGGAGAACGCGGCCGCCGGCACACGCUUCCCCCUGACCAUUGCCCAUGACUCGGACUCUGGGGAGAAUGGGAUAAAGACCUACCAGGUCACGAGAGACGAUUACAAUACCUUUUCGUUGGAUUUAAAAGUGAGGGGUGAUGGCACGAUAUACCCCGAGCUGGUGGUGCAGAGACCUCUGGACAGAGAGGAUCAGAGUCAUCACACCCUCCUCCUCACUGCGAUCGACGGCGGGGAGUAUCCGAGAUCAGGCUCCAUGCAGAUCAACGUCAGGGUGACUGACUCCAAUGACAACAGCCCGGUUUUUGAGAAAUCCUCCUAUGUCAUAGAGAUCCCAGAGAAUUCGCCGCCUGGAAAAGUGCUUAUAGACUUGAAUGCCACGGACCAAGACGAGGGGAGCAACGGGCAGGUUGUCUAUUCCUUCACUGGAUAUGCAUCGGAGAGAAUCCAAGAUUUGUUCUCCAUUGACCCCAAUACGGGCAUCAUCAAGGUCCAGGGGGAAAUUGACUAUGAGGAGAAUCCAAUCAUAGAGUUUGACGUGCAGGCUAAGGAUCUGGGGCCCAACCCGAUACCAGGCCACUGUAAAAUUACUGUCAAAGUGCUUGACAAAAAUGACAACUCGCCAAUAAUAAGUUUUGUUUCUGUCCGACAAGGAGCCAUCAGCGAGGCGGCGCCCCCAGAAUCUGUCAUAGCGCUGGUCCGGGUGACGGAUAAGGAUUCGGGCCGCAAUGGUCAACUCCAGUGCCGGGUGCUGGGGAACGUGCCCUUCAGACUGCAGGAAAACAAUGACAAUUUCUACACGCUGCUCACAGACAGACCCCUGGACAGGGAAAUGAAAGAAGAAUACAAUGUGACAAUAGUGGCGAGAGAUAAUGGGAUCCCUUCUUUGAACUACACCAAGUCCUUUACUGUGAAAAUCUUGGAUGAGAAUGACAAUGCGCCGCGCUUUACAAAGACUAUUUAUGUGCUACAGGUGCUUGAGAACAACAUCCCGGGGGAGUAUCUGGGCUCAGUUCUGGCCCACGACCCAGAUGUGGGUCGAAACGGAACAGUGUCGUACUCCAUUCUGCCGUCGCAUAUAGGAGAUGUUUCAGUGUACACCUAUGUGUCUGUUAAUCCCACCAACGGAGCCAUAUAUGCCUCGCGCUCUUUCAAUUACGAGCAAACAAAGUCCUUUGAGUUCAAAGUUCAGGCUAAAGAUGGAGGAUCUCCGCACAUGGAGAGCACUUCUAUCGUCAGGGUCAAUGUCCUCGACGUGAACGACAAUCUCCCAGUUAUCAUUUUACCCCUUCUGCAGAAUGAUACAGCUGAAAUCCCAGUGCCUAGAAACGUCGGUAUUGGCUACAUUGUGACCACAGUGAAAGCGGUGGACCACGACCAUGGAGAGAGUGGCCAUUUGACCUAUGAGAUCACAGAGGGCAAUGACGACCACCUGUUCGAAAUGGAUGCAGUCGGAGGGGAGGUCAGAACUGCCCAUGCUCUUUGGGAAGAGGUGGCCCCAGUGGUUGAGCUGGUGGUGAAGGUAACUGACCAUGGCAAGCCCCCCUUAUCUGCCGUGGCUAAGCUGAUCAUUAAGGCGAACACAGAAACGGCACCAGGAGGGGGUUCCAGCGCGAGCGGGGAACAGCAGCACUGGGAUGUAUCCCUGCCCCUCAUAGUUACCCUCUGCAUUAUCUCUGUCAUGCUCUUAGCAGUCAUGACUGCCAUCGCUGUCAAGUCCAAGCAUCAAGAUAAGGAGACUGGGAAUUAUAACUGCCGCAUGGCUGAGUACUCCAAUCCUCCAGUGGGGAAGGGCAAAAAGAAAAGGAUCAACAAGAGUGACAUCAUGCUGGUGCAGAGUGAGAUGGAGGAGAGAGAUUCCGCGAGCCGGAUGAACGUGGUGAGCAGCCCCUCGCUCAUCACUUCACCAAUAUGUUUUGACUACCAGAGCCCUCUGCCACUCACGCUGCCCAGGUCAGAGGUCAUGUACCUGAAAACCACCCCAAACAGCCUGACAGUCCCCAGGGCAGGUUGCCACUCCAGCUUUGCCGGGCUUAGCACAGACACUCCAGCGAGUAGGAUGUCAGUGAUACAGACCGAAAAAUUCCCGUCAGAGUCCAAUUAUGCUGGCAGCAGGCAACCAUUCGUUCAAAGCUCAACAUUUAAGGAUGCAGAACGAGCAAGCCUCCGAGACAGUGGCCAUGGUGAUAGUGACCAGGCUGAUAGUGACCAGGAUACUAAUAAAGGCUCACACUGCGACACGUCUGCCAGAGAGGCCCUCAAGAUGAAGGCAACAGCAGUUAAUGGCCAGCCUUUUGAGCAGGAGCAAGACAAAUCAGUCCACUGCACCGAUGAAUGUCGUGCACUGGGACAUUCUGACAGAUGCUGGAUGCCAAAGUUACGGGUAGGAAGCCAAGCAGACAGCGCCGAUAAUCGCACCAACCUUUUCAUCCCUGUGGGAAUGGAUGCCAUGGUAGAGACAGAGAUUUAUGGCACCAUCAGCUGCAGCAGCAGAAAAACCCUCAGCACGUUUGGGAAGGAACAGCGGGACAGUACAAUCCUCGUGGCCAAUGUCAAACCUUACUUAAAGUCGCAACGUGCACUAAGCCCACCGCUACGGGAGAGUCCGUCUGCGGCCAGUAGUCCCACCAAGAGCAGUAUGCCCCUGGACUUGGCCAACCCAGGGUCCAAAGAAGAGAGGGAAGGGGGCUCAGACAGCAGUGCCUACGGCCCUCCAGAUGGCCAGUGCUCCCCACUGCACACUGAAUUGGAGGAGCCGUCCUACCUGACCCGUGAGCUCAGGCCCAAGUCCCUGUCCAGCAGUCUCAUUCACAGCUCUGUCAUCAGCCAGGAGUGUGGGGGGUCAGACUAUGCUCUUGACCCGCGGGACUCUGGUAACUGACAGGUCACAUGGUCUCCCUGGCUCUCGCCUGCCAGAGGUGUGCUGAUGACAUCACAGAUUAAUGACCAGGAGGAGAUUUUUCUUUCCUUUUUUCUCUCCACAGAGGUGUCCAGACACGCAUUGUAUAACCAAAAACCAUCUGCCGUGUAUGUUUGUUUUUUUUGAGUUUGUGACUUGUUGUGUGUCGGUGAAAUAUGUGUCCUUGACUGCUGUGAAGGUUUAGGGGGGGAAAUCAGCGCUUACCUGACUUCGAGUGUUUUCAUGGUGUUCUGUACCUGUCAGUUUAGAUGUCUGUAUUUUACACAUUUCAAGCUCCAAUUUUGUGAGGCUAUUGAACAAAUUGCUACUGUUAAGGUAUUGAGUCCCGUCUGCUUUUGUAAAGUGAAGCUCUCUGUCUCCAUUUAGUGUAUAAGGAACAUCUCUUUGAAUAUCACAGGCAACUGAAACACAUAUCAGUGACGUUAAAUACAAAAGUGAAGUGUCUUAUGAACUGUUAAUGGUGGUGCAACAGGGGAUGUCCCUUUUCAUAAAACCAUUUGAGGUUCCUGUAAAAAAACAAUUUUUUAAGAAUGUAUUUGUAAUUUUAUUGUCGUCCUCUCCGCAGUUUAUGUGAAAAUAAGCUGAGCUUACACGUGAAUGUGGGCUUCUGUACUUGUUGUGUAUUUUAUUAAAUUUCUAUACACUGUG